Drosophila nasuta is the source of this 2375-nucleotide messenger RNA. RefSeq names its product PVR adaptor protein (gene PVRAP). NCBI's taxonomy places the organism in Eukaryota, Metazoa, Arthropoda, Insecta, Diptera, Drosophilidae. The record is from RefSeq and is a predicted model, not a curated record. The transcript is spliced from 6 exons. The coding region runs from base 349 to 1716 and encodes 455 amino acids.
CGCAUAUUCAGCCAGCUCUAUAAACGUGGCCAAAUGAAAAGUUUGGUUGCCAUCGAACCAGCUUUGCUGAAGUAGCGAGCGACCCCUGCGGUUAGUCCUGGCAUCCAUCCCCCUCAGCAGCACAAUAGCAGAGAAUUUAAUAAAGGCAGCGGUUGGAUGUGCUCCAUCUCCAUCUCUAACGCCAUCUCCAUCGCCAACACCAACUCCAACUCCGAUUGCUGUUGCUCGUCCUGGCGGGGAUCACACGCAGUGCGACAAAAGCCGCCCGCAGCGUUUUUAUAUGCGCACAUAAUUCAAAAACACUGCAAAAGUUAAUGCCCAAAAGCGAGGCGAAGUGAAGCCGCCGCAAUGAUAACCAACAAUAAUUUGGAUUACGACAAGAGCUCAGCGGCAGCCACAGUGACAGCAACAGCAACAGUGGCAACAUCAAUUGCCACCGGCAACAGCAAUGGAAGUGCCAGCAGCAGCAACAACUCAUCACCAACCGCUGACAAUUCGAACUCGAACUCAAACUCGAAUUCGAAUUCAAACUCUAACUCGUAUUUCAACCGCUUCGACAAUCGCAUUGCUGCCAAUUUGGCUGCUGUUAUAACCGGCGCACGCUUUCGUUCCUCCUCCUGCAACAGUCGCCAACAGCAGCAACAGCAAUCUUUGGGCAAUGGCAGAACAACAACAACAACAGCCAUGACAAGAUCAAAUUUGACGCGCAGCAGACCAGCAACACCUUCAUCGCCCGCUACUUUGGGGCGACGUCGUCCUCUGCAGCUGUUCAGCCAGGCGAAUCUCAACUGCAAUGACAACGAGAAGGUGGCUCAAACGCCCAGUUCCGAUGAGGACAACUCACCCACAGAGCUGAACAAUUGCAAGCGCUUGACGGACAAGCCGCCACUGGUUAAGCGCCUGACCAUGGGUCUGCUGCGUCACAAUGAGGAGUCACGCCCCCUUGUGGGCAGUGUUACGCCCCUGAGCGGAGUUGCACUCAAGGGCGACGACACUCAGCCCAUCUACUCGAAUGGCUACAUCAACGAGGACUCGUACAUUGACAGCAAGUUUGGAGAUUCGUGCCGCCAAUCCUUGACUGCGAUUCCGAUGCUCGACAAUGUGAAUCUCAACGACAACAGCGAGUUCAAUCUGAAGAAGCGUUAUCUGCGCGAAACCAGCAGUGCAAACUCGAGUCCUAAGAUCUUUGCCAAUCGCCUGCGGAUGAACAAUGCGGCGGCAGCUGCUGCAGCUAGCUUGGCGGCCAAUCAGCGCAGCAGCAGCUUGGCGAAUACGCACAUCAGCGAGGAGGAGGCGGAUGCGGACCUCAAGGAUGCCUGCUGGUAUCAGGCGGGCAUCUCACGUGACAUUGCCGUCGAGGUGCUGCAGAGCAAGAGUCCGGGCGCCUUUCUCGUGCGCAAGAGCAGCUCCAAGCCCGGUUGCUAUGCGCUCACACUGCGUGUUCCAUCACCGCCGGGUCCCAACAUAGCCAACUACAUCAUUCUACGCUCGCCGCGUGGCUACAAGAUCAAGGGCUUUCGCAAGGAGUUCUCCAGCUUGAAGGCGCUGAUAACCCACCAUUCAGUGAUGCCGGAACUGCUGCCCGUUCCCCUGGCCAUGCCCAGGCCGGCAAAUAUGUCCUCAUCGCGACGCAAUCUGGAUGACUUUGAUACCUAUGAUUCGCUGCAAAUGCUGCUCAAGUAUUUGCGUGCCAAGAAUCUCGAGGCGGAGCAGUAGCACGUAUUUUAAAUGAAGAUCUCAAGGAUCCACGUACUAUAUGACAUAAUUGUAGCACACAAAUUGCAUUUAGGCAUUAGGCAUAAGAGAGCAAAAUGAUUUUGCUUCAAUAUUCGAUAACAAAAAUGUGAUACUCUAUAAAGAAGAACACAAACACAACACACACACACAAAUACACGCACACUCUAAAACACAAACGAACACGAAAACUGCAAAUGAAACGCCUAGCUGAUAAAUGGUGAAAAUAAUUCUAGUUUAGUUUCCUUUCUCUUUUGGCCAUUAAUAAGAGUCCACAAAUGUGAAAUGAAAACAUUGAAGGAGUUGAAACAAUGUGAAAAUGAGCACAGAAAAAUUAGCAAGCAAAUUCCAAAUUUUCGUUUACAUAAAUUGAGGUUCUAAACUUACUUCAUUUGUUUUCAUAGAUUUUCCAUUGGCCCUGAAAGUAAACAAAAAUAUAUAAUAUAAUUAAAUUAAUUAAAAUCUAUAUAUGAAUAUUAUGUAUUAAAAAUUAUAUGUUAAAUGUUGUUGCUGCUUCAAUUGUUAAGCGUAAAUAAAUGUACUAAGCAUAAAUUGCAUAUUUUAAAUUAAGAUAAACAAAAGCGCAUAAAAACAACCUACAACCUAAAUAUGUAAAUAAUUCACUACCCUAACAUAAUUGA